Messenger RNA from Paecilomyces variotii, 856 nucleotides. RefSeq lists its product as hypothetical. Gene Ontology annotation, molecular function: riboflavin synthase activity. Gene Ontology annotation, biological process: riboflavin biosynthetic process. NCBI's taxonomy places the organism in Eukaryota, Fungi, Ascomycota, Eurotiomycetes, Eurotiales, Thermoascaceae. The coding region runs from base 69 to 770 and encodes 233 amino acids. The transcript is spliced from 3 exons. The record is from RefSeq and is a predicted model, not a curated record.
UGCUCACCUUUCCCGGAAGAUCCGUCGACGAUCGGAUGUGUCACUAAAUUAUAUACACUUUCGUCGCCAUGUUUACCGGUCUCGUUGAGACGAUCGGGACGGUCACGUCCCUCGAGCCCCUCGACACCACCGCAAGCGGGGGCGGGGGAACGUCGUUGACAAUAUCUGACUGCGAGGAGAUCCUUACAGAUGCGCAUCUGGGAGAUAGCAUCUCUGUGAACGGAACAUGUCUCACCGUCACCUCCUUCGAUAAGACCUGGUUCAAGGUCGGGGUUGCGCCUGAGACCCUGAGACGCACGAACCUUGGAUCCUUACAGACCAACUCGCGCGUCAAUCUUGAACGCGCCGUCUCUGCGACGACUCGUAUGGGCGGUCACUUCGUCCAGGGCCAUGUCGACACCACCGCGAAGAUCCUCUCAGUCACCCCAGACGGGAACGCGCUUACGUUCAGACUGCAGCCUCGGGACAAGAGUGUCUUGAGAUACAUCGUGGAGAAGGGGUUUGUGACGUUGGAUGGAGCCAGUCUGACUGUGACCAAGGUCGUCGAUGGAGAGGAUGGAUACUGGGAAGUGAUGCUCAUCGCGUAUACGCAGGAGAAGAUUGUCACUGCAUCCAAGAAGCCCGGAGAAGAGGUGAAUGUCGAGGUCGACCAGGUGGGCAAAUACGUUGAGAAGAGUGUCCAGGGCUACUUUGCUGGAAGCGCUGGCGGGGACUUCAACAUUCUGGAGAAGAUGGUCUCAAGGAUCGUUGAAGAAAAGCUCAAGAAAUGAAAAGAACUAAUGAUAAUAUGGUGCGAUGAUGAGCAGCGCCUUUGACAAAAUUACGUACGGCAAGUGUAUGAAAUCAAAAUUUUUGU